Messenger RNA from Topomyia yanbarensis, 11223 nucleotides. It is a transcript of the gene para, whose product is annotated as sodium channel protein para. Lineage: Eukaryota; Metazoa; Arthropoda; Insecta; Diptera; Culicidae. Gene Ontology annotation, biological process: membrane depolarization during action potential; neuronal action potential; sodium ion transmembrane transport. The record is from RefSeq and is a predicted model, not a curated record. The transcript is spliced from 21 exons. Gene Ontology annotation, cellular component: voltage-gated sodium channel complex; plasma membrane. The coding region runs from base 693 to 5324 and encodes 1543 amino acids. Gene Ontology annotation, molecular function: calcium ion binding; voltage-gated sodium channel activity.
GGUAUAUAGUUUUUAACUUGUAAGUUGUUAAAAAUCUAACAUUAACUUGAAUUGAGAAAAAUAUCAUUACCACAGUUGCAUCAUGCACAAUCCAAAUAAUUUUUAGAGAACUAAAAUAACUAUAAAUAUUCUAGAAACAUCUCCACAUUUAUCACGUGUUGAUGGAACAUCAACCAAAAAAGUUAUCACUGUGUGAGUCCUAGCCGAACACAUUUUAGAGCACUAUUACACUCUUAAACAACAUUGUUAUAACUAAAUUUCAGCCAAAUAAUAACGACACCUUUCCGAAACACCAAAUCCAUUCUCGUAUAUACACCGUUACACAGUCACGUCACGAUAAUAAGCUUUAGACCACCAACAAAUAGAUAAAACCCCAUCCGCUUCUAUAUAACUAACUCACAUAACUAUAUAUUUAUUCUAUACUCCAAAAGAAACUCGCUGAGAAGCAGGCGAACGAGAAACACACUAACCAAAUGAAACCUAUACUUACUUUCUAGGCUUCACUUUCAUUACCUGGUUCACCAUUUAAUCUUCGUAGAGGAUCUAGAGGAUCACAUCAGUUUACGAUACGUAACGGUAGAGGACGUUUCGUGGGCGUACCUGGUAGCGAUAGAAAACCAUUGGUACUCUCAACAUAUCUCGAUGCACAGGAACAUUUGCCGUACGCCGAUGACUCGAACGCGGUCACACCGAUGUCGGAGGAAAAUGGUGCAAUCAUCGUUCCAGUAUACUAUGCUAAUUUAGGUUCGCGACAUUCAUCCUACACAUCGCAUCAAUCGCGCAUCUCGUACACAUCGCACGGCGACCUACUCGGGGGUAUGACGAAGGAGAGCCGCCUGCGGAACCGUUCAGCGCGGAACACCAAUCACUCGAUCGUGCCGCCUCCGAACAUGGCACCGAACAUGUCAUACGCGGACACCAACCACAAGGGGCAGAGAGAUUUUGAUAUGUCACAAGACUGUACAGACGACGCUGGCAAAAUAAAACACAACGACAAUCCUUUCAUCGAGCCCUCUCAAACACAAACUGUAGUAGAUAUGAAAGACGUUAUGGUGUUAAACGAUAUCAUCGAGCAAGCUGCUGGUCGGCAUAGUAGAGCUAGUGAUCAUGGAGUCUCUGUUUACUACUUCCCCACAGAGGACGACGACGAGGACGGUCCGACGUUCAAGGAGAAGGCACUCGAGUUCAUUAUGAGGAUGAUCGACGUUUUCUGCGUGUGGGACUGCUGCUGGGUGUGGCUCAAGUUUCAGGAGGGCGUAUCAUUCAUCGUGUUCGAUCCGUUCGUCGAGUUAUUCAUCACGCUCUGCAUCGUGGUCAACACGCUGUUCAUGGCGCUGGACCAUCACGAUAUGGACCCGAAGAUGGAGCAGUCUCUUAAAAGUGGUAACUAUUUUUUCACGGCAACCUUCGCGAUAGAAGCGACGAUGAAGCUGAUAGCGAUGAGUCCCAAGUAUUACUUCCAGGAGGGUUGGAACAUUUUCGAUUUCAUCAUCGUAGCACUGUCACUGCUCGAACUGGGUCUGGAAGGUGUUCAGGGAUUGUCAGUAUUACGUUCAUUCCGUUUGCUCCGAGUGUUCAAGCUAGCGAAAUCGUGGCCAACGUUGAACUUACUCAUUUCCAUCAUGGGUCGAACGAUGGGUGCGUUAGGUAAUCUGACGUUUGUGCUCUGCAUUAUCAUCUUCAUCUUUGCCGUGAUGGGAAUGCAGCUGUUCGGUAAAAACUACAUCGACAAUGUGGAUCGUUUCCCGGACAAGGACCUGCCACGGUGGAACUUCACCGAUUUUAUGCAUUCCUUUAUGAUUGUUUUUCGGGUACUGUGCGGCGAGUGGAUCGAAUCCAUGUGGGACUGCAUGCUGGUGGGCGAUGUGUCCUGCAUUCCGUUCUUCUUGGCCACCGUAGUGAUAGGAAAUUUAGUAGUACUUAAUCUUUUCUUAGCCUUGCUUUUGUCCAAUUUUGGUUCCUCGAGUCUGUCGGCACCGACGGCCGACCAAGAAACGAACAAGAUCGCCGAGGCGUUCAACCGGAUAUCGCGGUUCUCCAACUGGAUCAAGCUGAGCGUCGCCAACGCGCUCAAGUUCGUUAAAAACAAGUUAACAAGCCAGAUUGCGUCCGUGCAGCCCGCAGGUGAGCAGCACAAUCAUCUCAGUUGGAUAUGGAACGAAGGCAAAGGGGUAUGUCCAUGUAUAUCUGCAGAGCAUGGUGAAAAUGAGCUGGAAUUAACUCCAGAUGACAUACUGGCCGACGGACUGCUGAAAAAGGGCGUCAAGGAGCACAAUCAGCUGGAGGUGGCCAUCGGCGACGGGAUGGAGUUCACGAUACACGGAGACCUUACGAACAAGGGCAAGAAGAACAAACAGCUGAUGAACAAUUCGAAGGUGAUUGGAAAUUCUAUUAGUAAUCAUCAGGAUAACAAACUAGAGCACGAACUGAAUCACAGAGGUAUGUCCCUGCAGGACGAUGAUACUGCCAGUAUAAAGUCCUAUGGCAGUCACAAAAAUCGCCCCUUCAAGGACGAAAGUCACAAAGGCAGUGCCGAAACGAUGGAGGGCGAAGAAAAACGUGACGUCAGCAAGGAAGAUCUAGGAAUUGAUGAAGAACUAGAUGACGAGUGCGAAGGUGAGGAAGGGCCACUGGAUGGCGAACUGAUCAUCCAUGCCGACGAGGACGAGGUGAUCGAGGACUCGCCGGCGGACUGUUGUCCGGAUAAUUUCUACAAAAAGUUUCCCGCCAUGGCCGGUGACGACGAUGCGCCGUUCUGGCAGGGUUGGGCCAACUUGCGUCUCAAGACGUUUCAGCUCAUCGAGAACAAGUACUUUGAGACGGCCGUCAUCACGAUGAUUCUGCUGAGUAGUUUGGCUUUGGCCCUCGAGGACGUGCAUCUGCCACAUCGACCGAUCCUGCAGGAUGUUCUGUACUACAUGGACAGGAUAUUUACGGUGAUAUUUUUUUUAGAGAUGUUAAUCAAGUGGUUAGCUCUAGGUUUCCGAGUGUACUUUACGAACGCUUGGUGUUGGCUCGAUUUCAUCAUUGUAAUGGUGUCCUUAAUCAACUUCGUUGCUUCACUCUGUGGAGCUGGUGGUAUUCAAGCAUUCAAGACAAUGCGAACUCUUAGAGCACUGAGACCGCUACGUGCCAUGUCCCGUAUGCAGGGUAUGAGGGUCGUCGUCAAUGCAUUGGUACAGGCUAUACCGUCCAUCUUCAACGUGUUAUUGGUUUGUUUGAUAUUCUGGUUAAUUUUCGCCAUUAUGGGUGUGCAGCUGUUUGCUGGCAAGUAUUUUAAGUGCGUCGAUUCGAACAAGACAACGCUAUCCCACGAAAUCAUUCCGGACGACGUGGCGUGCAAGACGGAGAACUACACGUGGGAGAACUCACCGAUGAACUUCGACCACGUGGGGAAGGCGUACCUGUGUUUGUUUCAGGUGGCAACGUUUAAGGGCUGGAUUCAGAUCAUGAACGAUGCGAUCGAUUCGCGAGAGGUCGGCAAACAGCCAAUUCGUGAGACCAAUAUCUACAUGUACCUAUACUUCGUGUUCUUCAUCAUCUUCGGAUCAUUCUUCACCCUCAACCUGUUCAUCGGUGUCAUCAUCGACAAUUUCAACGAGCAGAAGAAGAAAGCGGGUGGUUCGCUGGAGAUGUUCAUGACGGAGGAUCAGAAAAAGUACUACAACGCAAUGAAAAAGAUGGGCUCGAAGAAGCCGCUGAAAGCUAUUCCACGGCCUAGGUGGAGACCACAAGCAAUAGUAUUCGAAAUAGUUACCAAUAAAAAGUUCGACAUGAUUAUCAUGUUGUUCAUCGGGUUCAACAUGUUAACGAUGACGCUCGAUCACUACAAGCAAACGGAUACGUUCAGUGCGGUGCUGGACUACCUCAACAUGAUCUUCAUCUGCAUCUUCAGUAGUGAGUGUCUGAUGAAGAUAUUCGCCUUGCGCUACCAUUACUUUAUCGAACCGUGGAACCUGUUCGAUUUCGUCGUCGUCAUCCUGUCCAUCUUAGGUCUCGUACUGAGCGAUCUCAUCGAGAAGUACUUCGUGUCACCCACACUACUGCGAGUCGUUCGUGUAGCCAAGGUCGGUCGUGUGCUGCGUCUCGUCAAAGGUGCCAAAGGUAUCCGAACGUUGCUGUUCGCUCUGGCCAUGUCCCUACCGGCGCUGUUCAACAUCUGUCUGCUGCUGUUUUUGGUGAUGUUUAUCUUUGCCAUUUUCGGUAUGUCCUUCUUCAUGCACGUAAAGGACAAGAGCGGUUUGGAUGAUGUGUACAACUUUAAAACCUUUGGGCAGAGCAUGAUUCUGCUGUUUCAGAUGUCCACGUCGGCCGGUUGGGAUGGUGUGCUGGAUGGCAUAAUCAACGAAGAGGACUGCCUGCCGCCUGACAACGACAAGGGUUAUCCGGGAAACUGCGGUUCGGCAACGAUCGGCAUCACGUAUCUGCUAGCGUACCUCGUAAUUAGUUUUUUGAUCGUUAUCAACAUGUACAUCGCUGUCAUUCUCGAAAACUAUUCGCAAGCCACCGAGGAUGUACAGGAGGGUCUUACGGACGAUGACUACGAUAUGUACUAUGAAAUCUGGCAGCAGUUUGAUCCGGAUGGUACUCAGUACGUGCGAUAUGAUCAGCUGUCGGACUUUUUGGAUGUGCUGGAACCACCGUUGCAGAUCCACAAGCCGAACCGGUACAAGAUCAUCUCGAUGGACAUCCCAAUCUGUCGGGGUGAUAUGAUGUUCUGUGUGGACAUUCUGGAUGCCCUGACGAAGGAUUUCUUUGCCCGAAAAGGCAAUCCAAUCGAGGAAACUGCCGAACUAGGGGAAGUGCAACAGCGUCCGGAUGAGGUUGGCUACGAGCCAGUGUCUUCGACGUUGUGGCGUCAGCGGGAAGAAUAUUGCGCCAGACUGAUACAGCACGCAUGGCGGAAGCACAAAGAAGGUGGUGGUGGUGGCGGUGGUGGCGGUGCCACCGGAGAUGACACCGACGCCGACGUUUGUGAUAAUGACGGCGGCGACGGAGAUGGUGGUGGCGGUGCCGGUACUAUUAGCGGUGGAGCUAGUAGCGGUAGUAUCGGAGGUGGUGGUGGUGGUGGUGGAAGUAGUCCCGGCGGUGGCGGAGGAACAUCACCCGGCUCUGGCGGUGGAGGCGGUAGUGGUUCUCAGGCUAACUUAGGUAUAGUGGAGCAUAAUCUAUCACCAAAAGAAUCGCCCGAUGGCAAUAAUGAUCCUCAAGGUCGUCAAACGGCCGUCCUAGUAGAAAGUGAUGGAUUUGUAACUAAAAACGGUCACCGAGUCGUGAUACACUCACGAUCGCCAAGUAUAACUUCACGAUCGGCGGAUGUCUGAGCCAGGCCUCGCCCCCCUCUCUCUGAUUCAGAUUCAGAAGCACGACAGAAAUAAUAUUUAAGGGAUUUAGAGUACUAAAAAACAAAACCGACAAAAAAAGAAAAAAUAUUCAAUAAUGAAAGGGAAAAGCCGACUGCCAUAUAAUAAAUUUAAUUAUUUAAAGAAAAACUUUAAUCGCAUAGGACAAACAACAAGUGAACAAAACAACACACGUGUAACAAAACCAAAAAAAAGAUCAAACCCCGAAGCUGUGCAUUAGAAAACAACAACCAAAAUCUCAUGUGGACAAAGACCGAACCAAAAAGGCUAAGGGAAGCGAAGAGAAAGUGAUCACGCGCUCAACAGGGAUAACGAGAUCGUAUCCACCAGAACUGAACAACCGGAUGAUAAAAAAGAAAGCAUGCCAGGAAAGCGAUAUAUUCUUCAUUUCCGUUGCCGAAAUCGUUUGCCUUUAAGUUACCUGUUAUUUCGAAUAUGACCAUCCUAAUUCUCGAAACCAUUUACCUGUACUACUACCCAAACCGAUGCGAUGAAAAAACCGAUUUUCAACAAACAAUGGUGAGACCGUACCAUGCUACGAACAAAAAUCAGUGAAUAGGACAAUAUCAAAUAAAACCAAACGGUAGUGAAAGUGAACGAACAAUAAUGAGUAAAACUGACCCAAGAAAACCGAGUGACAGCAAGCAAAAGUGAACCCAAAUCGGCAAAACCAAGUGAAGUGAAAGAAAACUGUAUAAAAUAAACAAACGAGACAAAAUAAAACAUAUGUGAUAUGUAAAAUAGUGAAAUCAAUCGGAAACAAACCAAUAUCCAACACACUUUUGUACGAACAAUAAAGCAAGAGACAAAACAAACAACGCGACAGUGUAAACAAACCAAACGAACAGAAAAACAACAACCAGUGUGCACGGUGAAACGGAUGCAACAACUGAAAUCACAAAUCAAUGCGAAUCGGACGAGAGUAGCAGGCGGAAUUCAACCAUCCGACGGAGAAAAAUGAAACUUCGCAUAUUUCAACAAUUUUGGGGCACGGAUUCUUUCAGUUUUACAACAAACAUUUUCCUAUUGGAAGCUGGACUGUUUUACGUUUUCCAUAUACUUUUGUUCCCACUCUUGACAGGGAAAUACUGAGGGCUAACGAGAAAAGCAAGAAGAAAAAUGAAAAAAAAACUAUUGCAGGAAAAUAAAAGGCAAAUAAUAAGCAAGGGGCAAGUCAAGAACAAUCAAAUCAAUGUUUAUUCGAAACAAAACAAGGAAAAUUACGACAAGAGUAAGCAAAUCUGGAUGAGCGAAAAUAACUAAAAGUAACAGCAGUAACACAUGUGAAUAAAGUGAGAUUAAAUAAAGAAGUAAAUAUAUUAUAUUGGCUAAAGCAGGAGCAUGCAAGUCAUAUGCAUUUUUAUUUAUUAUUUUUCUACAAAGCAAACAAAAAUGUAAAAAUACCAAAAAAAUCAAACCUUUAAAAACGGCAUUGCUGCGAUAAUGUUAAGGCUUUUUAUAUUAUUGAUAAGAGAAAAAAAAAAACAAAAAAUCGCACAGGUUUUGUUCAACUAUUGUAAAAAAACAACAAACAAAAAGGUUUAUGAAAACAAGCGAAAAAAACAACCAGCUAAAAGAAAAAAUCAUUAAUAUGUUUCUGCGUGCAAUAAAAGAAAGUACUGUAAUUAUUAUAUAAUACAUACUAAUUUGUAAAUCAAACGCGAGGGGUUGGGGCGAGCCUUUAAUUAAUAAUAAACAACACUAGUCAAGCUUUUCAAAUAUUAUCAUUAAUGAAUAACAUAAAUUUAAUGCAAAAUAACAACUAAUUGUAAGUAUGGUUAAGUAACAAAUUUUUUGAACAUUAUCGCACGAAAUGAUGUUCGUUAAAUCAAAAAGGCGAAAGAAACAAAAAUGAGGUAAAGCAAAAAAAACGCGAUCUAUUUUUUUAACAAAUACGCUCCUACACACAUACACUAAGCAGAGACACCGAACCAAUCACGCGCAUAACAGUUUCACGAAGUUACAAAAAAAGUAUAAGAAAGCCAACACACUUUUCUUUACUACCAUUAUGUGUAUUUUCUUCAAAUUUAAUAACCGAAAAAGUCUCCUACCGUGCCCGGUACACGCCAUGUAACCGCACGGAGAAGCACGACGAAAAAAAUAGCGAGAGGGAGAGAACUCUCUUCCCAUUGUUUUCAUUCUCUUACACUCAGGCAUUCGCUAAAGUCACCAUUCGAAGCGAAACGAUCCCCCGCAAAUCCAUUCCCUUCAGUGUUCGAAUUCAAUUCUGCGAAGCUCUCGCGUAUCUAUGGCUAUGACCGCAGACAAAAAGAAAAACCAUGACUACCAAUCGAGCUUCUGUGUAGUGGUGGUACGUGCUUUCGGGCGGCUUUGUCAGUUUUGAAGCGUGAAAGACACCCGCACACAUACACAUACAGACAGAAGCUUCUUUGACGAAAAGGAUUCGAAAAAAUCACGAAAAAAUGCGAAACAAAACAAAAAGCAACCAAAAAGAACAUUUUUACAUUUUUAGCUAUAUACAUAUUGUGAAAAUAAAAAAAAACAGCUAGACAAAGAGAGUAUUUGCGACACUUGCAACAACUAGGAGAGAACAAAAUACGCACGAAAAGAUGGCGAAGGAGGCAAACCAUACCGAGAAGUAGGAAAAAUAUUUUUUUGUAUGAAAAAAAAAGUUUAUCUACGAAGCCGAUCAAAAAAGGUGGAAUGAAAUAAAAACUAUUUUUAAUUGGUAUAUUUUUAUCAAUUAUUAAACUACCAUAUUUAGUAUCGAAACGUUAAGUGACAACUGACAGCAAUGACAAAAUUAGGACGAUAGUAGCUUCAGUCAUAACGACAAUGUACAUUAUUUUCACUACUAUUUAGUUAUUCGAGAAGUGAAACCAAGCGUGUAGCAUUUGUGAAUAUAUUUCAGAUGAAAAUAGCAAACCGCAUCCUUAGGUUAUUUUGUCAUCAACACAGUAGGCGGGGUAGGUUAAAUUAUUUCUUGUACAAUGCUUAUGGAACAAGGAAUGGUAGGAAAGCGCAAAGCAAGAUAAAAACAGAACCAUACCAAAGAUUUAACUAUUAAAAGAGCGACUAGUUAGAUAACAAACAAAAACAACAAAGAGAGGACGUGGAGAGAGAGAUGUUAUUGAAAGUGUUAGAGCGAGCAGAAGGUAGCACAUUUUUAUGCAUCGUCGAUAUGAAAUUGUUUCUUGCCACUUUACCAGACGAAUAGAAGAAGAAAAACAAAAUGACCACCAAUGUAGGCACCACCCUAGCAUGGAACCGAUAGAGAGGGAAUUCAGCAAUAGCAAUCGCAGAUCAUCAUAGCAUAAGGAACCUCGCUUGAAGUUACGGCAAACCCUGUUCUUAUCGUCACGCCACGCCAUAACGUCUUUACGAAUCGCCACGCAACAGACGCCACUCAUUUAUCCGUCUAUUUUGCAAAUACACACCACACACAUACGCAUACAGAAAUGCUAGUACUCACACUCAAAAAAACAUGCUUAUUAAAUACGAUGACGAAGUAUAAAGCAAAGCAGAAUAAAAAUAUACAUUUAUACCUUAAAAUAAAGAAUUUAAAAGUAAUGGGAAAUGCUUAUAAAAUAAAAAAAAAUAAAGUAAAUAUUGUUGGGAGCGCCGAUCCCCUAUGUCCACAAAGAAACAACAAUUUCAGUGCCUUUUUUCAAGAGUGUGUGAAGAAAAAACCCGUUAAAAACAUAAGCAAAACCAUAGGUCGCAGUAAAUUUAAUUUGCAAAUGUAUAAAUAAAAGCAAAAAAUAUAUAACUAACAAAAAGUCACGCGCUCAAGAAUAAACCGAAAUGAGAAUUCGUAGAAGUAAUCAGAUUUUGCGAGAGUUUAGUAUGAGCGUGUAAUCUCUCUAUUCGUCCGCGACUUUAGCAAAGAGAGCAAAAGAGAGAAAAAGGGGGCCGUCGUAAAAUGAACGAGCUCACAAAGUUCUACAGGAAAAGGCUCACUUCUUUCUUCUUUAAGAACGUCAGCAACGGCGUAGGGGGUAUCAGCGGAAAAAAUGCAUUUUUCCUAUAAUUUUAGCUUAGCUUGGUAGAAAACAAAGAAGAAGAAAAAAAACAAAAAUUUAUCACCGAAUGUAUUUCUCGCGAGUCCUUAGUAGUUGCUUCACGCCACAGCGAACAUUAUCAUUGAAUCUAGCAAAUCAAAACCAGGAAAAAAAGAAUAGAACCAAUACGAACACAAUUAACAACAAUGAAGAAACGAAAGCAAGGUCAACUGCAUGCGUAAUGACUUCAAGCGAGGUUCUAACACACAUUUAAGGCGACGCGACAACGUAUCCAGCUAAAUUACACCAAGAAUAAUGUGAGAUAUGGCGAAAUGGGCAAGUGUUACAUGGGAAGCGAUUGUUCACGUUGAAAUGAAUGUAAAUUUUGUGGGGUUUUCAACCUAGUGUUACGAUCAAAAAUUGGCCAAACAAAAAUGUGUGUAAAGUGGUCAAAUUUUUCACUAAAAAUCAAAACAUGUUUCUUUUACAAGCUCAAUUCAUACAGGAUAAAAAAAAUAUAUUCACUCAAGCUUCGUUUUUAGCGAACGCGAAUUGCCGGGCCUUUCGUUCGACUUCUCCUAUCAAGUUUUGCGCAGCCUCCUGGUAACCCACUCCUUUCCUCACCGUAGACCGCCAGUUUGCCUUAAACUGCAUUCUGCUGACAAUUGUCUUUCGCUUCUUCUUCUUUAGGUUCCGCUUGACAAUUGUCCAAGAUUUUUCCAUUGGGCAGAGUUUUGGCGUGCGGGGAGGGUUUAUGUCAUUGGGCACCACAUGGACGUUCUUCGCGGCCCUUUUUCUGUAAUGGCAAGAUGCCAAAUCCGGCCAAAACAGAACGGAACAAUUGUGUUGCUUGAGGAAAGGCAACCGUUCGUUUUCAGGCACUCCUGCACAUAAAUUUCCUAGUUGGUAUUGAUUGAUUGUGAUUAAACACGGAAACACAAAAUCCAUUUCCCAUUUCGAACGGUUGGACAAUAAAAUUCCGACAACAAAUGUCUGGGAAAUAUUACACUUGCACCCAUGCCCUGACUCCUGCAGUAGAAGACAAAGGGUUAAGUCGUCGGGAAACAUAAGCUUGCUCAUAUGACCCUAUUCCACGCCUUUCUAAAACUUUCUUCCGGAACAUAUCCAUUUUUCUUUGGGCGCUUUGUACUCCCUAGAUCUUGCUCCACUUGAUUUGUUGUAUUGUGCCAACCGCAUUCCCGUCGAAUACCUUCUUUCGCAGGAUAGUUGUCCGGCAUUCUCGCAAUCUGUCCUGCCCAUCGACUUCGUCUAGAUUUCACCACCUUGCAACAAAUUCCGCGAGUUCAUGCUUCAUCCUCCGCCUUCAGACUACUGCUCUUCGCCAAACACUUCGAAUGCUCGCAAGUACUCCGCAAGGAUUGCCCCCGUCUGAUGCACGCAGAUAACAAUCGGUCUUAUUAGUGCUUUGCACAAGAUACACUUCUUACGAGAGCUAAUUCUAUUCAACCCAGGUGCUUGUGGAGUCCAUAGUAGACACGACUUCCACUGAUAAUACGCCUCCGGAUCUCAUGGCUAUUGUCAGUGUCUGCAGUGAGCCGACUACCUCGCCGAUUUAUCGCCGUCCAUCGAUACACUCCCAGUAAUGUUCAGCCGGACAUGAACCGGAAUUGUGGCUAGUUCUAGCUAGCAUUUCGGCUUCAGUGACUCAACCGAUUCUAGUUAGGAUCGGUUGUGUCACUGGAGCUGGAAUACGAGCUAGAACCAGUCACAAUUCCGGUACAUUUCCCGGCUGGACUUUACUAGGCUGCUGCCUGGUUAGGCCCUGUCGUACUCGGUUCAAGGAUGAAAUACGUCCCUAUCAAAGAGUCUGACCGCUUACCUUAGAUAACUCUACGAACAGGUCUCUCUUCUCUCAAACUCUCAGUUUCCCUAAAGAG